This is a messenger RNA of Nothobranchius furzeri (turquoise killifish), 4197 nucleotides long. It is a transcript of the gene usp7, whose product is annotated as ubiquitin specific peptidase 7 (herpes virus-associated). NCBI's taxonomy places the organism in Eukaryota, Metazoa, Chordata, Actinopteri, Cyprinodontiformes, Nothobranchiidae. The record is from RefSeq and is a predicted model, not a curated record. Gene Ontology annotation, biological process: protein deubiquitination; regulation of protein stability. Gene Ontology annotation, molecular function: protein binding; cysteine-type deubiquitinase activity. Gene Ontology annotation, cellular component: nucleus; cytosol.
AGCGCGACCGCCAUUUUGAGCUUUCCCUCAGACUCAACACAUCACAAACCACGGGAGGAGUAGGUUCAGGCCAGCGUUGUGUGACCGGGCACAUUCCUCAAAACAGACGGGAGGUUAGUUCAAAAAUGCAACGAGGUGCAACGUUUUGUUAUUUAUCGUCGUAGGGCCGCUUCCGGGGGAAUUAUUGGCGAACUCUCGUCUCCGUGAACUUCCAAAUUGACGCUAACAUUAGUGGAAAUUGGUUUGAAUGGAUAGCUCUUUCCUCCGCUCUUCCCCGGUCGUUGGGCAGUCGGAGGAGCACUCAGACUGGGGAUAUCGCAGCCAAAGUUGUUGAUUGUCCGCAGCAAAUGAGCCUUUGUUUCCAUUAUUGCGCCUUUAUCGCCAUUUGGCUGCCUAGUGUCAGGUAGCUCCAGGCUAGUCAUAACCGGCUAUUUGUUCCUCAAGGUGCAAGUCGCGCUGCGAGUUGCCUUAUUGCCCCUCGUUUCCCGGGGUAAAGCCGGAUUGAUUUAGUUAAUUUUAACGGGUCUCCGUCUUCGGAGCCCCCGUCCAUCAGCGAGUUGCACCCACCAAAAGCGCCGAGAUUGGGCGAAUAGCGAGCAAAUACGUCCGCGUUUCUCUUCCCGCUCCCCAGCCGACCUCCCCUGCUCACUCCCCGGCGCUGACAGCGGACAAGGCCGAGGUCGUAACAGAGCAGGCCCGGCCGCCUAGGCUCGACCUGUCCACUCCACCUCCACGUCCCACCACACCUCACCAGCAGUCCAGAACCCGGUUCCACAACACCGAAUCGAGCCCGGACAAGGUCGAGGGUAACAAAGAUAGCAGGGAUAACCGCAUCACCACCACAACAACUGCCAACAUGAACCACCACCACACGCAGCAGCAACAGAAAGCCGGCGAGCAGCAGCUUAGUGAACCGGAGGACAUGGAGAUGGAAGCUGGGGACACAGACGACCCUCCAAGAAUUCCUGCUAACCCAGUGAUCAAUGGGAAUGUGGCCAUGGCAGACGGACACAACAACACAGAGGAAGACAUGGAGGACGACACCAGUUGGCGAUCAGAGGCGACGUUUCGGUUUGUGGUGGAACGUUUCAGUCGCCUGAGCGAAUCGGUCCUCAGCCCAGCCUGCUUUGUCCGGAACCUGCCCUGGAAGAUAAUGGUGAUGCCCCGGUUCUAUCCCGACCGGCCUCACCAGAAGAGCGUUGGCUUCUUCCUGCAGUGCAACGCAGAGUCCGACUCCACGUCGUGGUCUUGCCACGCACAAGCCAUGCUGAAGAUCAUCAACUAUAAAGAUGACGAGAAGUCUUUCAGUCGCAGGAUCAGUCACCUGUUCUUCCACAAAGAGAACGACUGGGGCUUCUCCAACUUCAUGUCCUGGAGCGAUGUGACUGAUCCAGAGAGGGGCUUCAUCGAUGACGACAAAGUCACGUUUGAAGUCUACGUCCAGGCAGACGCCCCACACGGAGUGGCCUGGGACUCUAAGAAACACACUGGCUACGUUGGACUAAAGAACCAGGGAGCAACUUGUUACAUGAACAGCCUGCUGCAGACGCUGUUCUUCACUAACCAGUUACGGCGGGCCGUCUACAUGAUGCCCACGGAAGGCGAUGACUCAUCGAAGAGCGUCCCCCUUGCGCUGCAGAGGGUUUUCUAUGAACUCCAGCACAGCGACAAACCCGUAGGCACCAAGAAGCUCACAAAGUCUUUUGGGUGGGAAACACUAGAUAGCUUCAUGCAGCACGACGUUCAGGAGCUGUGCAGAGUGCUCCUGGACAACGUGGAGAAUAAGAUGAAAGGCACUUGUGUUGAGGGAACCAUCCCUAAACUUUUCAGAGGAAAAAUGGUGUCGUAUAUCCAAUGUAAGCAUGUGGACUAUCGGUCUGAGCGGAUAGAGGACUACUAUGACAUCCAGCUUAGCAUAAAGGGAAAGAAGAACAUCUUCGAGUCAUUUAAAGAUUACGUUGCUACUGAACAGUUAGAUGGAGACAACAAAUACGAUGCAGGAGAACACGGCCUUCAGGAAGCAGAAAAGGGUGUGAAGUUCCUCACUUUUCCUCCGAUCCUUCACCUGCAGCUGAUGAGGUUCAUGUACGACCCACAGACCGACCAAAACAUCAAGAUUAACGACAGAUUUGAGUUUCCAGACCAGUUACCUCUGGAUGAGUUCCUCCAGAAGCCGGACUCCAAGGAUCCUGCCAACUACAUCCUGCAUGCGGUGUUAGUACACAGUGGGGACAACCACGGCGGUCACUACGUUGUCUAUCUCAACCCUAAAGGAGACGGCAAAGUGAGUGACAAGGAACCAAUAUGGUGUAAGUUUGACGACGACGUAGUUUCCCGGUGCACCAAGGAGGAGGCCAUAGAACACAACUACGGUGGGCAUGACGACGACCUGUCAGUCCGCCACUGCACCAACGCGUACAUGUUGGUCUACAUUCGUGAGUCCAAGCUGAGCGAGGUGCUCCAGCCCAUGACCGAUGUGGACAUCCCUCAGCAGCUGGUGGAGCGCCUGCAGGAGGAGAAGAGAGUGGAGGCGCAGAAGAGAAAAGAGCGCCAGGAGGCUCACCUCUACAUGCAGGUCCAGAUGGUGACAGAGGACCAGUUCUGUGGUCAUCAGGGCAAUGACAUGUACGACGAGGAGAAAGUCAAGUACACAGUGUUCAAGGUCCUGAAGAGCUCCACCUUGCAGGAGUUUGUCCAGAACCUGUCCCAGACCAUGGGUUUCCCACAGGAGCAGAUGAGGCUGUGGCCCAUGCAGGCCCGUAGCAACGGAACCAAGCGACCCGCCAUGCUCGACUACGAGGCUGACAGCAGCAAGCCGAUGAUCGACUUGAGCGACAACGAGAACCCCUGGACAAUUUUUCUGGAGACGGUGGAUCCAGAGUUGGCCGCCAGCGGGGCCACAUUACCCAAGUUUGACAAAGACCAUGAUGUCAUGUUGUUCUUGAAGAUGUACGACCCCAAAACCAGAAGCUUAAAUUAUUGUGGACAUAUCUACACACCUAUAUCCUGUAAAAUAAGAGACUUGCUGCUCAUCAUGUGUGAGAGAGCAGGGUUUCAGCGGGAAACGAGCCUUAUCCUCUAUGAGGAAGUAAAGCCCAAUCUAACGGAGCGGAUACAGGACUACGAUGUCUCUCUGGACAAGGCCCUGGAUGAGCUCAUGGACGGGGACAUAAUAGUCUUCCAGAAAGACGACACAGAGAACGACAGCAGUGAGCUGCCCACGGCCAAGGACUAUUUCCGGGAUCUCUACCACCGGGUGGACGUCAUUUUCUGCGACAAGACCAUCCACAACGACCCGGGCUUUGUGGUCACGCUCUCCAACCGCAUGAACUAUUUUCAGGUGGCUAAGACCGUUGCACAGCGGUUGAACACGGAUCCCAUGCUGCUGCAGUUCUUCAAGUCCCAGGGGUACAGGGACGGUCCAGGGAAUCCUCUCAGACACAACUAUGAUGGGACAUUGAGAGACCUGCUGCAGUUCUUCAAGCCUCGGCAGCCCAAGAAACUUUAUUACCAGCAGCUAAAGAUGAAGAUAACAGACUUUGAGAACAGGAGGAGUUUUAAAUCCAUAUGGCUCAACAGCCAGCUCAGAGAGGAGGAGAUCACCCUCUACCCUGACAAGCACGGCUGUGUGAGGGACCUGUUGGAAGAAUGUAAAAAGGUGGUGGAGCUGUCGGAAAGCGGCUCUGAGAAGCUCAGGCUGUUAGAGAUAGUAAGCUAUAAAAUCAUCGGGGUUCAUCAGGAGGACGAGCUGCUAGAAUGUUUAUCUCCUGCUGCCAGUCGCACCUUCAGAAUAGAGGAGAUUCCUCUGGACCAGGUGGACUUGGAUAAGGACACUGAAAUGUUAAUCCCAGUCGCUCAUUUCCAUAAGGAGGUCUUUGGCACCUUUGGGAUUCCCUUUUUGCUCAAGAUCAGACAGGGUGAGCCGUUUCGGGAGGUGAUGAGGAGGAUCCAGACCAUGCUGGACAUUCAGGAGAAAGAAUUUGAGAAGUUUAAGUUUGCGAUUGUGAUGAUGGGCCGACAUCAGUACAUCAAUGAAGACGAGUACGAGGUCAACCUGAAAGACUUUGAGCCUCAGCCAGGUAACAUGUCCCACCCGCGUCCCUGGCUAGGGUUGGAUCAUUUCAACAAAGCUCCAAAGAGAGGACGCUACACGUACCUGGAGAAAGCUAUCAAGAUCCACAACUAAAGCAAGGAACC